Molecule: messenger RNA, 3543 nt
Organism: Pyricularia oryzae 70-15
Lineage: Eukaryota; Fungi; Ascomycota; Sordariomycetes; Magnaporthales; Pyriculariaceae
Exons: 2
Coding region: 1168-3414 (748 amino acids)
Biological process (GO): proteolysis
Molecular function (GO): serine-type peptidase activity
Source: RefSeq, a predicted model, not a curated record
GGUUCGUCUCAUCAUGUCUCUCUUGUCAUGCAUGUCAAGGCUUGGGGUUCGUCGCAAUUGUGCCAUCUGUCUGCUCUCUACUCAGUCUGCUGACUGUUCAGGCAGCCGCGUUAGCCGCUGCUUGACGACACUGACCAAGCAGGCGCUUGUUUGCGACAUUGCGUUAUCCUUCGCAGCUGCAGCUGUAAAAUUGACUUUUUCAACACAAACGUUUGCACUUGUUCCGAACCAGGCUCAGCACACAUACACAAACUCUCUCUGUGUUUGCACAGGGAUCAACAGGACUCGUACAGCAGCAGUACCAUGGCGAUCCUGAGAUCGACAUGUCAUAGACACACUGAAUUUAACUCUCUUGUCGGAAUCUUCCACUAUUAACAAGGACAAUCCUCGCUCCAAUGUGCGCUGUCAUUGCAUCGGGUUUUUUUCCCCUUUGCCAUCGGUCCCCAUUUGCCAAAGUCCGAGUCGCGACCAAGACGUAUUCGUAGGUCGUCAACAAAGAGAGUUCUUUCAGAAGGAGUUUGGAUGAACUUUAAUAGGAGAUUCGAGGAGAAAGAAGAGAAUGCAGCACGUCUUGCCAUGGCAUUCGUGCGUCGGGAAAGGAUCCCCAGGUGGUCGAGUGUCGUCUCACGAUGAACAAUCAGUCGACACGACCUGGUCCCGUGUCCCCUUGCAAAGUUAUCAUGGGUAGUCUGGAAGCCUGAUGUUAAAAGUGCGAUUGGCGGCAGGUGGAGUGGUGGUUCAUUCGUAAGGGUUUCACUAAUUACAGUACAUCAACUUGUCAAGGUCGUCCAGAAAUAGUAAGCGCAGCAUAAGCUGGGCGCCAAGACCCUUCACCCGACUCAGCCAACCCAGGAUGCGCGAGAAGGGAAGGCUGUGGUCCGAUCCGUCAACGAUGGGUUGGUUGUUUUCCAGUUCUUGGCCUCCAUAUCUACAGCAGCUCCCUGCUUGUCUUCACUUGGCCGUUCACUUUGUUUACUUGUUUCUGGUUUUACAGCACUAUCCCUUAAUAGAGGUCACCACUUACUCAUCUCGAAUACCCGAAAUAUCCUAGUCUCGUGCCAACUUACAACCUGAAACUUGGGAUUUGUCAAUGUCUAUCUGAAGAUUUGCCGAGCAGUUAACCUUCAACUGCCGCCUCUUUUUGUGUAAGGCCGUCAUCUCAAAGCCAUGUUGGGGGCAACCCUCACCCUUGCACUGGCGGCUUUUACUCUUGGUGUCUCGGCCAAACACGCAAAGGAGGACGUCAACGACAACAAUGCCUGCGAAAUCGCUCGAAAUGCAGCCAAGUCGGGUAUUGGUUCCCAUCUCAAGCCGUCCGAGGCACUGGCUUGUCUAGCAUCAGUACCACUGGCCAGAGACCAUGACAUGGAGCUCAUGGACUAUCUCGGUCCAUACGUGGAGCAGCAAAGUACUAUUGGUAUCUUGAAGAACCCCCCUGAGACGUACCUCUUGCCCGCCAUCGACUUGGUGGGCGGCUUGAGGCAGAUCAAGGACAAGAUAUCAGCAGGGGGUUACAAGUCUCAGCUCGAGUUUACCUGGGACGUGAACAGGAUGUGGAAUCAGCUCAACGAUGGUCAUUUUGACUACAAACCAGCUCUGCUUCAAGUGUUUGGCUUCCAGUCCAGCAGGGGGCUCAAGUCCGUAUCCAAAGACGGACUCGAGCUUCCCGAAAUCUACGAUGAGGAUGACUUGCAGAAUUCCCGUUCGCAAGGUUUCACCCCGUCAGCCGUGGUCAGCGUUGAUGGAAUCCCAGUGGUUGAUUACCUUCAGAUAGUUGCUUCCGCAGGUGCUCUGCAGGACCCUGAUGCGCAGUAUAACAACUUGUUCACUACCACCGCGGCCAGGGCACGUGGUGGUGGUGGCUAUUUCAGGAGCGGCGGCUAUACUGAGCUUCCCGACAUCAGCAUCUACAAGUACGCCAACGGCACCGUUGCAUCGCACCCGAACUGCGCUAUUCUCCGACAGGACCUGACGGGUAUUUCCAACGGCCGGCAGCUUCACCUGGCUUAUGAAAUACCACCCCCGAAGGAUUCUGGCAAGCAAAAAGACAAGAAGAAGUCGAGCAGCUCUCCCCCUAUCAACAAGCCGACAGUUCCCGGCUAUCCUUUGCCUGUCGUGAAGCACUACAACGACUAUGUUGCAGGCUACUUCAUGAAUGGCUCUGAGUACCAGGACGUUGCCGUCUUGUCCAUCUACUCAUUUACGCCCAAGCCGACCGCCACGAAGACUGAUUCCGAGUUCGUCGAGUUCCGCCGCGUGGUACGUGAGUUCAUUGAGCAGUGUCGCCGGGAGCAGCGAACCAAGCUCAUCUUGGAUCUCCAAGCCAACGGCGGUGGCAUGCUCCACAUGGCAUUCGAGCUCUAUCGCAAUUUGUUCCCCCGGGCAGAGCCGUUUGACGGUACCCGCAUCCGCGCCACAGAUGCGUACAACAUCAUUGGCAAAGUGGACUAUGGCACUCCGAAAGAACGGAACGUUGUCAACAAUCCCCUAGACCAGGACCUGAAGCGUUACCAGAGCUGGGAAGCCCUCUGGGGACCAGUCAACGCCAAAGAGGACAAAAUGACAAACCUCCUGCGAUACAACUUUAAGAGCAACACAACUGUCGGAGAGGGUGACUUUUACAUCUCAGGCUAUGGACCGAACGACACGCCGCCAGAGCCGUACUUUGAGGGCAAGAACAUCCUCAUUGUCAGUGAUGGGUUCUGUGCAUCGACCUGUACAGUUAUUUCGCGCCUUCUCAUCAACGAGCAGGGCGCCCGGUCCCUUGCUCUAGGCGGCCGACCCUUGAAAGCCCCGAUGCAAACCAUUGGAGGUGUCAAAGGCGCCCAGGUGGUCAAGUUCCAGUUGUUCCAAGACCUUCUCAAGGAUGCGCUCCAAAAAGUUCCCAAGGACACCAAACUGCCCGACAACCUCCCCAAGAUCGCCAACGUGCCGCUGCUCCCCAGCCUCAGCAAGCUCAGCUUCAACUUCCGCAACGCCUACGAGAGCGCCGACUCGCUGACCCCGCUGCAGUUUUUGUACGAGGCCGCGCACUGCCGGCGCUUCUACACCGACGAUAUGACGCGCAAGCCGGUCGAGGUCUGGAAGGUUGCAGUCGACGUCGCCUUCCGAGGCGGCAAGUGUGUGGAGGGGAGCAGCAUUGGAGUGAACAACACAAUGGGCGACAGACCAAAGUUUGACAGGGCCAAGGUCGUUUCGAGACUUGCUCCCUACAACGGGCCAGGGUCCAAGGCCUACACCGAUAGCAACCUGAACCGUCGCGAGUUUGUGGGCUCACGUGUGUCUGUGGCCAGGAGGCGAUCCGAGGCGACGCCAAAGAAGCCUGUGGAAGCCCUGUCAGAUGCAGACAAGGCGCUCCUCGACCGGGAACUGGUCAACGAUGAUGAGAAUUGGUGGGAUCACAAAGGGAUAUGACUUACCAAUUAUAAUGAAGCGACUGAUAUUGUUUAAUUUCUUAUAUUUCUUUUCUUUUUUCUUUUUUUUUCUUUUUUGUAGAUAUUUGGAACCAAGCACGAGGCGUAUGGUCUGGAUAUUUGGGAAGCG